Molecule: messenger RNA, 4657 nt
Organism: Morone saxatilis (striped sea-bass)
Lineage: Eukaryota; Metazoa; Chordata; Actinopteri; Moronidae
Gene: pggt1b
Product: protein geranylgeranyltransferase type I, beta subunit
Exons: 9
Coding region: 1-1104 (367 amino acids)
Biological process (GO): protein geranylgeranylation
Cellular component (GO): CAAX-protein geranylgeranyltransferase complex
Molecular function (GO): CAAX-protein geranylgeranyltransferase activity
Source: RefSeq, a predicted model, not a curated record
AUGGCGGAAGAAGAGAGCCAGUUUGAAGAAUUUGAGCAAAUAGACUUUUUAAGGGAUCGGCAUGUACGAUUCUUCCAGAGGACACUGCAGGUGCUACCUGAGAGGUACGCCUCGCUGGAGACGACCAGGUUAACUAUCAUCUUUUUCGCCCUGUCUGGUCUCGAUGUGCUGGAUGCUCUGGAUGUGAUUGAUAGAAAUGUAAUGAUUGAGUGGAUCUACUCAUUACAGGUUCUGCCCACAGAGGAUCAAUCUAACCUAAGUCGCUGUGGGUUUCGAGGAUCAUCACAUAUUGGAAUUCCUUACAGCACUAAGGGACCAGGCGUGCUCCAUCCAUAUGACAGUGGCCAUGUAGCCAUGACCUACACUGGGCUGUGCUCACUUCUAAUCCUGGGAGACGACCUGAGCCGGGUUAAUAAACAGGCCUGUCUGGCUGGUCUCAGAGCACUGCAGCUGGAGGACGGCAGUUUCUACGCAGUGCCAGAAGGAAGUGAAAAUGACAUACGGUUUAUCUACUGUGCAGCCAGUAUCUGUUACAUGCUGGAUGACUGGUCAGGCAUGGACAUCCAGAAGGCCAUUGAGUACAUCAGAGGAAGUUUGUCCUACGACAAUGGGUUUGGCCAGGGAGCUGGACGAGAGUCACAUGGUGGCUGGACGUACUGCGCCAUAGCCUCGCUGUGUCUGAUGGGUCGACUGGAGGAGGCGCUGAGUCAGCGGGAGCUGGACAGGAUCCGACGCUGGUGUAUCAUGAGGCAGCAGACCGGCUUCCACGGGCGCCCUAACAAACCUGUAGACACAUGCUACUCCUUUUGGGUGGGAGCUACGCUAGAGCUGUUAGACGUGUUUCAGUAUACAAACUUUGAGAAGAACAGGAGCUUCAUCCUGUCCACGCAGGACCGGCUGGUGGGGGGAUUCGCCAAGUGGCCGGACAGCCAUCCAGACCCUCUCCAUGCCUACUUAGGGCUGUGCGGUCUGUCUCUGAUCGGAGAGCCCAGUCUGAGGAAGGUCCACCCAGCUCUUAACAUCACCCAGAGAGCCUUUCAGCACCUCCAGCAGCUGCAGCAGACAUGGAGGGACAGCACCGGCAGCUGCAGCAGACAGCAUUGACGGAAGGAUGAUUCGGUAAUCAGGAACAUCCUACAGUAGUCAGUCGAAAGGCAACUGGACUUUUUGCUGUGUGUCUUGAAGAUGUUUGGCCCCUCGUCUGAGAUGCCUCCUCCUUUCAGGAAUCAGGAAGGUUUUUCUCCGGGUUACACACUAGUAACUCCGGGGAGCUCAUUUUAAGUCCAUCUAAAGCGACCUUUCUGUUGAGCAAUUUACGCCACACUUUUUUUUUUGCUGCCUUUUUAUUAGUAGACGAUAGUAAAUAAUAAUGUGCUUUGUGUUUUGUGGGUUAAAAUGAUGUGCCAGAAAGUCAAAUUUAAGUCACUGGAGACUUGAAGAAAUUCCAGGUGCCUUUGCACUGAAGUUUUUGAAGCUUCUUGCUCCUUAGCCUCAUCAUCAUAGUCAACAACACAAUCUGCUGUAAGCCUUCUAGCCAAGGAUGAACGCUACUGGUUCACUUCACAUGGAUAUAAGAAACUUCCUCAAAGUAAAUAUUAUUCGCAGUCUGAGGAGGGCUUAGGGAACAUCUAAACUGUCUCUUUAAAUUGUUCAGGAGUAACUGCUGGCUUCAGUAGUUGAAGGUUUUUGAGGGAGUUGAUCUAAUUGUAUGUGAAACUACUAUGAAUGCUUUUCUAUUGUAUUGGCCCAGUGGUAAAUUUGAGGGGGAACAAACUCGUAUGUUUCCUUUAGAUUAUCAUCCCUACAUUCUCAGACUAAAACCACUCCAGAGACACUUUCCUCCCUGUAUAGUAUUUUUGCUUCUCCCCAUCUCGAUCUGUGCGUUGCUCUUGAACCUCUUCAAAGCCUCAAGCUCCCGAGUCCCAAAGGUGGUACUGGCCUGGCAGGUAAACUCUCCCGUGUCUCUCACUUCAGCUCCCUUCAGUUUCACCACUGCAGGCUUUUUUUUUUUUUUUUCAGUGAUCAAGAGAUUUGAAUGAUAAUAGAACUGCCAAAAAACACCUUAAGGGGCAAAUCUAUGACUUAUCUAUCCUAGAAAGAGGAUUUAAAAAAAAGCUACAGGCCUUAUCAUUGCAGAUCACAGAAAAUCUAAUUUAUAGUUCACAUUUUUCCUGAGGCCAACAGAAAAAAAGAUAGAGAAUUUGGUAAGAGGGAGAAAAUCCCUGCUUCCCUUCAAGGUUGUAGUCAAUUUUAGCAGAAGAUCCCAUCCCGACAUCCCCCGACUCCUGAACCUUGAACUGAUCUGAGCUCCCAACCUUCACUACCUUCCUUAUCCCUGCAAGGCACCAGCCAGUUUAUAAUCAAUAGGAGGAAGACGAGACUUGGGGAAAUGUAUUCUUUUGAACGGCACUGGCUAUUGGCUUAUUUUCAGAACAGCAAACAAAGAACAAUGCACAUGAGCGGUGUGUGCCACCGAGAGUCAGGUUGCGGAAACGACUAUUAUCCAACCUGCUAGUCACUUCCCAUUGAGUCCUAAAACGUUGACCUCCAACAAAACUUGACCAAGGUUUGCACCACUGGACUCUCUCACUGGAAGCUACCCAUUGUCUGCACAGAUGCUCACAGGUAUUAAUAGCCACUGCAGAUCAUACACGCCACCUUCCAGACUUCCUGCCCUUGAGCUUAGCUACACAUUAUACAUUUCUACUUUUAAACCCUAAUAAAAUCUUGACAUGGUGACACAGAGGUACUGAAAUUCUGAGUUGGGCUCAUCCUUUUGCCUUUUCAUCACAUCAAUGCUCUUGACUCCCAGCAAGCAACAUUUCCCCCUGCUGAAGCCACACCCUUUCAGUAUAAGAUCGCUGUCACGGCCAACACCUGCUCCCUGUUAUGACGAGGGAGGAGGAGACAAUAUCACAGCAAGUCAGAAAUACAGUGGCCUGUCUGCAACAUGUUGCCUGUGGGAGUGUGCUGUGAGUAUACAAAAGUAAUAUCACCUCUGUGGUUUUCCUUCCCGCCAUCUAAAAUAAGGCUGUACCUGGCCUCGCCGCCCCUUUCCCGCCAAGUUGCCCUCAUUUUCAGACUUGGAAAGCAGAGCAGGCAGACAGAGGAAAGGAGAGAAGAGGGGAGGAGAGGUGGAUAAAUAAAUAAUUUGACCCAUCCAUUAUUAAACAUAAACUGUCGGAGGCUGGAAUCUCCUCUUUGAACUCAAACUCUCAGUGUUACAUAGCCUUGUUUGGUGCAAAAACGUUGCUUUUUAGCCUCCCACAUCUUAUAUUGCUGUAUAGUUUUUUUACUAUUCGCCUAAGACGAUGGGCUUUGCUACAGUUACUCUUGCUGAUCGUGUCGCCUCCUUUUCUGAAAACAUUUUGUGAAAUAUUUUUUAAUAAUUUCACCUUUUAGAAAAGAUAUGUCAACCAUGACUUUCAUUGCUGCUGCUGAAUUGAGCCUCACACACAAAUCAUGUGAUAAUACAAGCUCAACAAAAUGAGCUUUUGUAUUAUUCAUCAUAUAGUAUUUCUGGUAUCAACCUUUUGUUGUUUAUUAGUCAUGAAAUGUCUGAAGUAAAUUGCAUUGAAAGAAAGUUUCCCAUGCAUCUUCUGAAGUGACUUUUACUGCUUAUACAACCUCCAUCGACUGGGUUCUGUCCUUAGCAUACGUAGGCCAAGUCACAUAGUAAAAAUGCUCUAACUUGACUCUGAAAUGUGCCUCACAUAAGCAUUGUAUUGGGUCACAGCUCUCUGAAUGCUCUCCACGUGUACAGCAUGCUUUAAUUGGGUUUAGCUUGGCUCUUUCAAUCAAUAAAGGCACAGGAUAUAAGUGUUCUCUUGGGGGAAGGAGGAGAGGUGUAUCCUAAAUCCUUGUAAACAUUCAGGGUGGCACUCCUGCUCUGUAAACAAUUUUUCCUCCCUCUUAUCUUUGCAGAGUUCACUUAUCCGAUCAAACAUAAGCCUGCUGGUAGAGGUCGUUUUACCACAAUCUGGCUUCGUCCCUUCACGUCUGGUCGAUAAUGUAUUUCCAGAAAAGAGGGGAAGAAUUCAUUGAGACAGAACCCAUAAAUGCUUACUCGACUUUAAAAAGGGUGAAGGAUUGGAUGGAUGGAUCUGCCACUUACUGCGGGGCGAAGGCUGCAUCUCAGCAGUUGUUACAUUGCGUCUCCUUUUUUUGCCACAUCACGCUGCAGUCGAUGCUCUCAGUCCCACAGCAUGAAAAGAGAGGGACAAGGCUUUGCUUCUAAGACUGCUGCAGUGAAAGCUGCGUUCGGAUGUGAAAGGGACUGUCUUACGAGGUGCGGCCAAAAUGUCACACGUGGUCAAUGGUGAACCCUUGCUCUGUCAUCAACUAAUAUACAUACUGUAAUAAUAAAUAAUGUAACAAUAAAUGUAAUGGAAUUUAUUUUUUCUAUACUUUGUAGUAAUAUUGAGUGUAGAUAAAUAUGUAAAUGUCUAUAAAUAUGUGACUUCAAUUGUGCAAGUGCUCAAGAUGAAAAAAAAUGUUUACAGCCACAUCAGUGAGAUGGUUAGAGGAAUUGGAUAUGCAAAUGUUGAUAUGUGAUGUAUUAUAGUACUUCAGCUUUGAACUUGAGGACAGUAAUGUUGAUUCUAGCUUGGCGGUGCAUACUGUAUUUAUGGUGAAUAAAAACACGUACUAACUUUUA